Molecule: messenger RNA, 975 nt
Organism: Polyodon spathula (Mississippi paddlefish)
Lineage: Eukaryota; Metazoa; Chordata; Actinopteri; Acipenseriformes; Polyodontidae
Product: olfactory receptor 1509-like
Exons: 1
Coding region: 1-975 (324 amino acids)
Biological process (GO): G protein-coupled receptor signaling pathway
Cellular component (GO): membrane
Molecular function (GO): olfactory receptor activity; G protein-coupled receptor activity
Source: RefSeq, a predicted model, not a curated record
AUGAAUUCUCAGCUGUCAGCAACACCAACAGAACUGAAUUCUACAAUUGUCAAACCACUGGGGUUUUACAUCAACGGUUUUCAUUCAUUGCAGAACACCCAUUAUUAUUUUAUAUUCCUGUCUUUGGUUUAUCUUGCAACCCUUUUAGCAAAUUUCCUGCUAAUGGCAAUUAUUUGGUUUGUGGAGAGCCUGCACACCCCAAAGUAUCUCACUAUCUUUAGCUUAUCAGUGGUAGAUGUAAGUUACAGCACAGCAAUCAUUCCAAAAGCUAUCGAUGUUUUUCUUUUUAACUCAAGAUUUGUUUUCUAUGGCGUUUGUUUUACUCAACUGUUUUUUGUCCAUUAUUUUUGUGCAAUGGAAUCAUUUACUCUUGCUGUAUUAGCAUAUGACAGAUUAGUUUCGAUAUGUUUCCCAUUGAGAAGUAAUACAAUCAACACAAACACUAGAAUGAUUGUAAUCAUAGCAGUGACUUGGAUAAUCCCUUUUGUAUUUAUGGUUGUCACAAUAUUUUUAUUAAAACGCUUGUCAUUCUGUAAAUCCACAGCCAUUGAAAGCUAUUUCUGUGACCAUGGGCCAGUGUUUGUUUUGGCUUGCAAUGAUAAUUCUCCAAAUUGGACAAAUGUAUACUUUUAUGUUGUAGGUAUUAUUUGUGUGCCAUUGGCUUUCAUUAUAAUAUCAUAUAUAUCCAUUAUCAUAUCCCUUUUAAAAAUAGCAUCUGCAGAAGGAAGGCGGAAAGCAUUUAAAACAUGCUCUACCCAUUUAACCUUAGUAGCAAUAUUUUACAUACCUCUGUUAGUGACCUAUAUUAUAGUAUUGGUAAAGUUCCGUAUAGACACAGAUACCAGGAUUCUUAACACUUCCUUGUCUGCUACUCUUCCACCGUUGCUAAAUCCAAUUAUAUACACCUUGAAAACUGAAGAAAUUUUGGAGCAGAUUAAAAACUUCAGGAAGAGAAUGGUUAACCCCAUGAGGUGA